AUGUCCUUAUCCAACCAAGCAGUUCCUGAACCACCUCCAGUAUUUUAUCAAAGGCUCCGUAACAGGCAUUGGCCUUUUACGGAUGGAUUCCUCCUGCCUCAAAACCGUCCAAGCUACCUUCGUCUUUCCUGCCGCUCUAAUUCGAUUUUUGCAAACCAGAGAGACACACUCUAUGAUAUGUUCGAGAUCUACAGGAAGUUCAAGAAGCAGAAACACCACUUCAAUGUAGUGGAUCAGUACGGGUCAUUUUUCUUAGACUCGUUGGACCCAAAAUUAAUUCCAAACAGUACGCAUGCAAUACUCAAGGUCUUACGAAACCAAAAAUUUCCUGGUCAACAGGUUGAUUACCUAUAUGUCGACGAGGUGCAAGAUAAUCUUUUGAUUGAUGCAAUGGUUUUGAGGCGACUGUGUAGGAAUUCAGAUGGUCUUUUCUGGGCUGGGGAUACUGCGCAGACUAUCUCUGCUGGGAGUUCCUUCAGGUUCAAUGAUCUGAAAGUGUUUGUCUAUCACAUGGAGCGCCACAAUCACACAAUGGCAUUCGUGAAUUAUGCUCACUCUGUCAUCGAGCUCAUCACGAAGUUCUGGCCAAACACAAUUGAUCACCUCCAACAUGAAAAGGGGUUGGUUGAUGGAGCGCAGCCAGUGUUUUUCAUGGAUGUGGAUAAUGAUGCUCACUGCAAACAGUUUUUGGUUGGUGAGAGGACACUCCAUGACAGUAAAGGCCUUGAGUUCGAUGAUGUUCUCUUGUACAACUUUUUCGGAGAUUCCGCCGUUGAUGCGUCACGCUGGCGGAUAGUUCUCAACGGGGUGCAGGGUCAAGGAUAUGCACCUGAUUUUUAUCGUGACGAGACUCGGUACGCUGCAAUAUGCAGUGAGUUGAAACACCUCUAUGUGGGGAUUACCCGAGCAAGGAAGAACAUAUGGAUCUUUGACACGUCUAAUAAGUCUGAUGCUAUGCGUAUUUUCUGGAAGUCUCAAGAUCUAAUCUGCACCUGUGCCCGCGGCAUUGAUGUUUCUCCUCUAGCCGUCUCCUCUACUCUGGAAGAAUGGGCAUCCUCUGGGCGCUCACUGUUCUUGCACAAGCACUACUCGCAGGCUAUCCAUUGCUUCAAGCGCGCCAACCUUCACCUGGCCUUUACUGCGGCGGCAGAGGCCUUUGCUGACUGUGGCACAGCUGCGACAGGCAAUGAGAGACAUCAAUAUUACUGCACCUCGGCGGAUUGCUACGCCCGAGGAGGACAAGACCUCAAAGCUGCUGAUACCUAUCUCAAGGCUGAAGAGUUUGAGCUAGCUGCAAAGAAACACCGCAAGGCUGGAUCUUUUGACAGGACGCUCCAUGUCCUUACUGACCACCACACCAUGAUACCUGAAAAGACCGCGACAGAUUUGCGGAUGGUAUGUCGGCUUCAUUACUGCGGUGGAAGCGACGAUCAAGUCCCUGUGCCUCUAUUCUCUUCGUUUGAUGAGGAACUCGAGUUUUUGGAGGAAUAUGACUUGGAUUGUACUUGUGUUUCCCUUCUGGAGUCUUGCUUGAUGUACUAUGAAGUCGCGGAGAUACACUUAUCAGAAAACUGCCCCAUGGAAGCAGUCCAAGCAUUCCUCAAGGACAACAGAAAUAUUGAUUCAACUUCUCCUAUCGCCCUCGCUGAUCAGCUGCAGAUGAAGAAACUGGAGCCCAUGACUCGUAAUUUGGUUUUGAUGUUUCAGAGCAUUUUGAACAUGGCCAUCACACUGCCACUCUCCAUUGCCUGGAUCACAUUUUCACUCAAUCAACAGACAUUCACCCUUUCCAACUCCAUGAAAUGGCAAGCUUUCUUGAAACAUUUCAUACCUAUGCACGACUACUCUAUCAAACUUCGACCUUGCAUGACCCCUUAG
Suillus subalutaceus is the source of this 1878-nucleotide messenger RNA. RefSeq lists its product as uncharacterized. Gene Ontology annotation, molecular function: hydrolase activity; ATP binding. Bases 1 to 1878 code for a protein of 625 amino acids. The transcript has 14 exons. NCBI's taxonomy places the organism in Eukaryota, Fungi, Basidiomycota, Agaricomycetes, Boletales, Suillaceae. The record is from RefSeq and is a predicted model, not a curated record.